Molecule: messenger RNA, 1719 nt
Organism: Dromaius novaehollandiae (emu)
Lineage: Eukaryota; Metazoa; Chordata; Aves; Casuariiformes; Dromaiidae
Gene: PDCL2
Product: phosducin like 2
Exons: 6
Coding region: 50-784 (244 amino acids)
Biological process (GO): protein folding; angiogenesis; positive regulation of gene expression
Cellular component (GO): cytoplasm
Molecular function (GO): vascular endothelial growth factor receptor 2 binding; protein folding chaperone
Source: RefSeq, a predicted model, not a curated record
CGGGUCAAACCUGCGUGAGGGGAGCGAGGCGGCGUGGGGCGGCGUAGCUAUGCAGGAUCCAAAUGAAGAUACUGAAUGGAAUGAUGUAUUGAGAGACUUUGGAAUUCUUCCUCCAAAAGAAAAACCAAAAGAUGAAAUUGAAGAAAUGGUUUUACGCUUGCAGAAAGAAGCAGAAGUGAAACCUUAUGAAAGAAUGAAUCUUAAAGAAUUAAAGGAAGCUGAAGAUGACUUCGAUGAGGCUGAUGUGAAAGCUGUUGAAAUGUACAGGCAGCAACGCUUGCAAGAAUGGAAGCGUCUUCAGUGGAGACAAAAGUAUGGGGAGCUAAGAGAAAUUUGUGGAGAGCAGUAUGUAAAGGAAGUUACAAAUGCUCCAGAAGAUGUUUGGGUUAUAAUUCAUCUUUAUCGAUCAAGCAUCCCCAUGUGUUUACUAGUUAACCAACAUCUUGGCCUGCUAGCCAAAAAAUUUCCAGAAGCCAAGUUUGUCAAAGCCAUUGUGAACAGCUGCAUUCAGAAUUACCAUGACAGAUGUUUACCCGCAAUAUUUGUGUAUAAAACUGGUCAAAUAAAAGGCAGGUUUAUUGGAGUAGCUGAAUGUGGGGGCAUAAAUCUUAAAGUGGAAGAGCUCGAAUGGAAGCUAGCAGAAGUUGGGGCAAUAGAAACUGACUUAGAAGAAAACCCCAAAAAGGACAUUAUGGAUAUGAUGACAUUUUCAAUUCAAAAUCUUUCUGCUCACAAAGACACCAAUACAAAAAGCAGUGAUGUGAUGAAACCAAACAUUACUUAAGCAGAAAUUUUUAAUGCAGAUGAUCUGUUUUGACUGUUUUGACUUAAAUUAGCUCAAACUAACAUAGCUCCUUACUCCUUUUGUAAACCUGAAACAAUACAGGGAGUUCCUGUUUCACUUAUAUGCUUUUGGUUUUGACUUUUGGAAGAAAAUUAAUGUAGUAAAUAAACCCCAAAUUUAGCUUUGGAUAGACAGAGGGGCUCCUAUUGACACUGAGAACCUGGAUUCUCCACUUCAUGCAAACCCUGCUUAAAUGGAAUUGGAAAGGGAUGAUAUUAGCUGGUGGGCUGUAAUCCAUGACUUUUUUCCUGCUUUUCUCCAACAUUCUUGCAAGUUUGAGUUCUUUAAUUAAUUCCCUUGGUGAAAUGAUUGACUGUAGCGGAACUCUGCUCUGCUAACUACUUUCUCAGUUCCUCCCACUGAAAAGCUGGCCCAAGGAGAAUGCUGUGUAAGGUGAUAUAAAAGCAGGAGUUGGCCCUAAAACCAUUAACUAUUUUUUUUCUUUUUUUUAGUUUGACAGUUAUGCAAUAAUCUUCUCCCAUGUCAAGGAUAAUCUUCCCACUAUUUUCUGAUAUGGACAGUUGGGUUGGUUGUUCUUUCCUAACAAAAAUAAGCAUCUAGUUAGUAAAAUAGAUUACAGUACAAUUGUGGAUAAGCAGAAUGAAACUAUGUUAGUGAAUGAAGAGACCAAGCUCCUUAUUCAGCAUUUUUAUUUAUUAUGAAGAGCAAAUCAAAUUGUAUACUAGUAAUGUUAUUUUUCCAGUAACUCAGCUGAAAAAAAAAAAAAAACUAUCUCAAUGUGCUAAUGAAGAUUUAAUUAUAUGCAGUUGACAUGGUUUAUGGCAUUAGGAUGCAGAAACAAAAGUGAAGCAGAAACAGUUCACUUAAUACUUUGCACAUACAUACCUAAGAACAAGCAAAUUAACAUUAGCCAA